UUUAGUUGUCCUUAAACUGAUCAAGAUGGUUAAGACUGCAACUGGUUUUGUUAUUUUCCGUACUGUCGCCAAUAAAGUUGAAUAUUUGCUGUUGCAAGCUUCCUAUGGAACCAAUCAUUGGACGCCACCAAAAGGACAUGUGGAUAAAGGUGAGACUGAACUGCAAACUGCUUACCGAGAAACUAAAGAGGAGACAGGAUUGGAGGCCACUGAUUUCAAGAUUUUUGAAGACAGCAAACAAACGCUAAAUUAUGAAGUUAAUGGGAAACCAAAGAUUGUCAUUUAUUGGUUGGCACAAUUAACAAAUACCAAUGCCAGUGUCAAAUUGUCCGAUGAGCAUAUUAACUAUAAGUGGCUUCAGUUACAGGAAGCUUGCAAUGUUGUUCAGUAUGCUGAAACCCAACAGCUUCUUAAAAAUUGUGAAGAUUAUAUUAGCAAACAUUCCUUGGUUUAAAAUCUGUUUUGAGGUCACUUGAUUUGAUUAUAAUCUUAUUAUUUAAAUAUAAAAUAUUCCAUUUA
Molecule: messenger RNA, 519 nt
Organism: Aethina tumida (small hive beetle)
Lineage: Eukaryota; Metazoa; Arthropoda; Insecta; Coleoptera; Nitidulidae
Gene: Apf
Product: bis(5'-nucleosyl)-tetraphosphatase [asymmetrical]
Exons: 2
Coding region: 26-454 (142 amino acids)
Biological process (GO): ATP biosynthetic process; AMP biosynthetic process
Molecular function (GO): bis(5'-nucleosyl)-tetraphosphatase (asymmetrical) activity
Source: RefSeq, a predicted model, not a curated record